This is a messenger RNA of Symbiodinium sp. CCMP2592, 2427 nucleotides long. Lineage: Eukaryota; Dinophyceae; Suessiales; Symbiodiniaceae. The record is from the annotation of a GenBank genome assembly.
AUGGACGGAAUCUGCCGCCGCUCUGCCGGACCGCAGAAGAUUGAGGUGGAAGCGGCGCACAGGGAUUUCGUGAUUACAAGCUCAGUCCGCCGCAAUCUUCACAAUAUUGCGCGGAUGCUUAGUGGUGGCAGAUUCCCGAUACUUCUCGAGGGCCCAACAUCCGCAGGCAAGACCUCUCUGGUCAAGUUCCUGGCACAUCUAACAGGCCACGAGUUUGUGCGUAUCAACAACCACGAGCACACGGACCUUCAGGAGUACAUUGGCCAGUACGUGUGUGACCCAGAGACUGGCCAGCUUGUGUUCCAGGAGGGUGUUUUGGUCAGAGCUGCGAGGGCGGGCCAUUGGGUGGUCCUCGAUGAACUGAACUUGGCACCGAGCGAGGUUCUGGAGGCCCUCAACCGCCUCCUGGACGAUAACCGCGAGUUAUACAUCCCUGACACCGGCAACACCGUCAAACCCCAUGAGGAGUUCAUGGUCUUCGCAACACAAAAUCCGGCCGGGGCGAAUUACGGUGGCCGGAAGCUCUUGUCCCGUGCUUUCCGCAACCGCUUCACUGAAGUCUUCGUAAGUGAGCUUCCGAUGGAAGAGCUAGCCGUCGUCCUGCACAAGCGCUGCCAGGUGCCCCCAUCAUAUGUGAAGGUGAUGCUGGCAGUCUACCAGGAUCUUCAGUCGCAUCGUAACCAGUCGGCAGUUUUCUUAGGAAAGCAAAGCUUCAUGACCGUGCGCGAUUUGCUACGAUGGGGCCAUAGAAAGCCCAACUCGUACCUGGAGUUAGCGACAGAGGGUUUCACACUGCUGGCAGAAAGGCUGCGGAAGGAGGACGAGCGAGAGGUCGUUCGCAAGUCAUUGGUGAAGCACUGCACGGGCGUCAAGGACUUGCAGCUCGACUACAGCAAGGAUGAAGUGGUCUGUGCAGCUCGGGAACGAGUGGCCCAGAAGCUGAAAGCUGGACAGACAGGCAAAGCACCCGGAGGAGUCGGCCAGGUUGUGUGGACGCCGGCGUUCUGCCGAAUGGUUGCUCUGAUUGGCCGAUGCAUACGCUCCGGAGAGCCCGCCCUCCUUGUUGGGGAAACGGGAGGUGGCAAGACGAUGGCAUGUCAGCUGCUGUCUUGGGCCUUGGUUGAGGAGGAUCUUCCGGAGCGUCAGCUGCGAACUUUGAAUUGUCACCAGCAGACAGAGACGUCCGACUUCAUCGGUUCCCUUCGACCAGUGCGUGGUCGAGACACCACUUUCAAGUCGAUUUGCACAGCAGCUGCUAAGCUGCAGGAGCUGCUGCAGGAGCUGGCGAAGGCGCAGCCUGACACCGAGUCUCCAGCAUUUACGAAGCUCCUUUCAGAGGCGCAACUUGCGGCGGCAGGAAAAGGCAACCCGAAGAACUUGGGUCAAGCGCUGCGUGCUGCCAUUGCAAGCAACGUCUUGGGCGCCGGCGACCAAACCGAGGCAAAGAGAAGACGGCUGGAUGCUGGGAUUGUCAAGGCAAACGACGUACCGCUGCCGUCUUUGGCGCUGCAUCUCGUGUCUCUCUGUGGGGACUACGACCGUAUCUUUGAGUGGGCAGAUGGAGCUUUGGUGGAAGCCAUGCGAUCGGGGGGUGCAUUUCUCGUCGACGAGAUCUCAUUGGCAGAAGACUCAGUUUUGGAGCGCUUGAACUCCGUCCUGGAGCCGGAGCAUUCGCUUCUGCUCGCAGAGAAGCCUUUGACUGGUGCCGACUUGGAGGUGGUUCAGGCGCUGCCAACUUUCAGGCUCUUUGCCACCAUGAACCCGGGUGGUGACUUUGGAAAGAGGGAGUUGUCACCAGCCCUUCGCAACAGAUUUACCGAAAUCUGGGUUGAGGCCAUUGAUUUCUCUACAAAGGAGGCGGAAGACUUGGUGGCGAGCCAGCUGUCCUGGCCACGACUUGCUCGACCCAUGCUGGAUUGUGUCAGCUGGUUCAACCAUCGCGUUCUGCAUCCUCUGAGUAUUCGCGAGGUCCUCGCCUGGGCUGCCUUUGUCAGAAGCACGGCUCCCGAGAAGGCUGAUAAAUCCUCGGAAGCCAGCGUUGAGCGCGCUGUCGAGAUGUACCUGCAUGGUGGCUGCAUGACUCUUGUCGACAGCUUGGGAUUGGGAAAUCAGCUUGUCGACAGCGAAUGCGUAGCCCUGUACCAGAAACAGACUGAAGAUUCUCAAGACGAGAAUUGCGGCGGAUUGUCAGUGGCACAGAGGGCUAUACUGUGGAACCUCCUACGCCAACUUGACAGGCCCGAAUUCUUCCAGGACCUCACGAGCAAGGGCCGUGAAAAGGUUCAAGCUGUGUUCGGCCAGGGCGGCUUUGCUUGGGUGCAGGGCCCAGCUGCUGGUGCUCUCCCAGGUUUUCAGCACCCUUUCGGACAAUGUGCAUACAUCAUGGCAUUCGAUGGCACAAGACUCAAGAGCAUUCAGUGGGGAUGA